AUGUUCGUUUUCAGUCGAUCGUCUGUAUUUAUUUGUCUUAUUACGCUAACUCUCGCAACAUUCCUGCUUCUUUCACCGAUCAUUAUCAACACGUUCGCCGAAGAGAUCGUUCUCAAAGAGAUUCACCUAGAGAGUCCUGACCGUUUGGUUCGAGUUCGAAUCUUCAAAUGUAUCGAUAAUAUUGAAGGAGAUUUAUUCACAGCAUUUAUUCUUUAUAUGUUCGUACUCGGCUUCGCUAUACCGGUCUUUCUAAUCGUGUUGUUUUAUGCAUUACUCGUUAGACGGCUCGUUACACGUUCCCGUUCCAUCCCCGCAUCACAGGUUGAGUCGUUUCAGGUACCCGUGAAUAGAAUUGCUAUCUACACGAUGGCGAUAUCAGUGUUCUUUGUGGUUUGUUGGAGUCCAUAUUGGAUCGCAACGCUUUACGGUUUGUAUCGUUCCAAACAACCACAUCCUCAAGCAUCAACUACAUUCAUCUACGUCAUGUACGGUAUCCAUGCACUGCCCUAUGUCAAUUCAGCAAGCAACUGGUUGCUAUACGGUUUAUUGAAUGGUGAACUGAUGCGUCGUGCUGAUACUCGCAGGAGGACUAUCUCGAAAAUUGACGAAACGCGACAACAAAUCUUGUCAUUGCCGAAAUCACCAUUAACGAAAACUGUUGAUGAUUCAAAUGCGUUGCCACGUAAUACUGACUCAUUGUUAUGA
Anisakis simplex (herring worm) is the source of this 705-nucleotide messenger RNA. NCBI's taxonomy places the organism in Eukaryota, Metazoa, Nematoda, Chromadorea, Rhabditida, Anisakidae. The record is from the annotation of a GenBank genome assembly.